AUGGAUCGUCGUCCUCAUACGCAAACCGCAGAAACAAGCACAACGCAAAUAGUCCGAGAGGCUACGAGCUCCAGUACGAGGCCCCCGGCCCAGGUUACAAUAUACGCGCCGCCGCAGAUUGUCAGAAGCACCUCGGGGAGGGCCAUCAAGGUCAAUGUCGUGUACAUCUCAUGUUACGAUAACGUAGCGGUCAGAACAUUAUCAGAACAUGGCAACGGAUCAGGCAGCUUCCAGAAGAAAGUUGGAGGCGUGGAGAGAAUUGAGAGUGGUUGGGGAAAGAGUACAUACAAAGUACAAGUGAGGAUAUUCCUCAGAGAAGGAGGGCAACAAUUACUGCAGGUAGACGGCAAAGCGCUCAACGAGGAGUUGUCGUCCGCUACAUGCAAUGUAACCCUUGAUUGGUGCUCGAUUCCUCCCCUUUUGAUGCUCAAUGACAACAAAAACUGGAGGACCGUUUACACCGAUAUGCCGCCUGUGCCUGUCCAGAGACAGCUGCAUUGCCAGCGUUCGCCCAAGCCUGUACGAAGUAAUAUGCCGGAAGGAAGGGAGGGGGGGUUACGGAGACACCUGCAAGGGAACAAGAGGCUAGGAGAGGUGAAGAAGGACGGCGAAACCAAAUGGCGCGGGUUUCCAAAAGCCAAAGAACCAGAGAAGAAAUAG
Messenger RNA from Trichoderma reesei QM6a, 660 nucleotides. RefSeq lists its product as uncharacterized. The transcript has 5 exons. The coding region runs from base 1 to 660 and encodes 219 amino acids. Lineage: Eukaryota; Fungi; Ascomycota; Sordariomycetes; Hypocreales; Hypocreaceae. The record is from RefSeq and is a predicted model, not a curated record.